GUUUCAGCUGCCAUGUUUGGUUGCUUUGUUGUAGGCUUCUACUAGGUUUCCUACAGAAUUAGUAAGUGUGGAAAUGGAGCCGAGCUGGAGUACGUUUCUUUUUCAACAGGCCAAUGAAGCCCUCCACCACCAGCACCAGGUGGCCCAGAACAGCCUGCUGCCUCUUCUCAAUGCAGGAACUGAACAAGUUGACCAGAAGCCUGUCCUUCCGAUCCAAAUAGACCAGAAGCCUCCUUCCAGUGCUGCUGAUCUCCUUAAAGACAAUGUGACCGGCGGUGGAGGUCCAAGGCCACCUGUGCCUGUGAUAAAGAAGGAACACAAAGGUAAAACACCUUUCGUCUGUGGUUACUGUAACAAGGCCUUCCGAGACAGCUACCACCUGCGACGCCAUGAGUCCAGUCACACCGGCAUCAAAAUGGUGUCACGGCCGAAGAAGACCACCCAGACGGCCCCCACCAUGGUACCCAUGAUUUCCACCAUGCCACGAGAGAACAACGGCAAUCCUUCCUACAUCUCGACAGUAGCGGGCAUCCUGUCCACGGCGACCACUUCUGUUUCAUCAGGCACGAGCGUCAUGACCCCGUCUGCCAUGGGCAACGUGCCGCAGCAAAACAUUGUAAAGAAACCAGCCAAACCGGUCAAGAAAAACCACGGGUGCGAGAUGUGCGGCAAGGCCUUUCGCGACGUCUACCACCUGAACCGCCACAAGCUGUCCCAUUCAGACGAGAAGCCGUUCGAGUGCCCCAUCUGCCAACAACGCUUUAAAAGGAAGGACCGAAUGACCUACCACGUCCGCUCUCAUGAUGGAGGGGUCCACAAGCCUUACGUUUGCUCUGUGUGCGGAAAAGGCUUUUCCAGGCCAGACCACUUGAGCUGCCAUGUGAAGCAUGUGCAUUCCUCAGAAAGACCGUUUAAAUGUCAAGUUACGGCCUGUACCUCUGCUUUCGCCACCAAAGACAGACUCCGUUCCCACAUGAUCAGACACGAAGGCAAGGUCACUUGUAGCAUCUGUGGAAAGAUGCUGAGUGCCGCCUAUAUCACCAGCCAUUUGAAGACCCACGGACAGACCAACUUUAACUCCUGUAAUAAAGAAGGUAACGACGUUUGCAACUCUGCCUCAUCUACCCCUGUGACUGUGUCUGCCCCCAUCACCACGGCGAUGAACCGGGGCAACUCCAACAACAACCCCGUCACCAUAGCCGCACAAAUGAACAUUAGCACCAACACAGUCAACAUCACGUCUCCCGUCAGCCUCCAGCACCCGGUCACCAUCACCGGGCCGGUCAACAUCGCCUCCGUCAACAUCCCGGCCUCGGCGCCUAUGAAUAUCGCCCACCCGGUCGCAAUAACCACCCCCAUGCCCAUGAAUAUAGCCGGGCCGCUCAACAUCGCCAUGAGGCCAGUGGAUAGCAUGCCUUUUCUGUCCCAAGUCUUGCCUUCUUCCCCGCCCUGGUAAAGAGGCAAACACAGAAAAAGAAGAGAGAAGCGAACUGGCCACAAAGAAAGGGAAAAUGAAGUGAAACAAGAGACUAGUGUCGUCAAUAUUUGCACCUCGAGCCCAGCUCUUUCUCUCCCCGAACCGUGUUUACUUCAUCCAACCAUGAAGUGAACGUCUACAGCUGUAUGGCCGGUGGGAGCUCCAUAAGUCGCCGCCGCCACCACCGCACCCUAACUAAUGUUAAGAGACUGACACGAGACGCAGAACACUUGAGUAGAAAUCGAGUAGGAUUUACCUUGAAAUCAGGAGAACCGUAAGGCUUAGUGUAGUCCAUUUAGAAUGAUUAAACUGUGAUUUGUAUCAUGAUGAAUGAGAGGACAUGAAUUCUCAAGCAUUCUUGAGGACUCACUACACCUGUGCUUUUGUAAAUGAGAGAAGAGACAUGGACUGAAGCAAUAAAUAGAAAUUGCUGUUUUUGAUGUUUUACACAUUCUCUCUCUCUCACUAUAAAAAGCCUCUGGGUGUUACUUUUUGUAUGUCGUUUUUUUAACUAUAGCCUGCUAAUCACUAUUUAAUGUUAGAGAAAAUGAGUCUAGGAAAAGGGACAGCAGCUUCCACUUGCAUGGAAGAAUAUUUUUUCACAGUGCUUUAGCUUUUCUUUCUCAGAUAGUAGAUAUGCUCUUGAGGUACAGUGACUAACUUGUACAGUUGACAUAUUAAUGUAUUUUAAUGUCAGCGUUUUGCUUUUUGCUUUAGUCAUUCAAGUGGAUAUCUCGACACUGUCCUCUUGACUAUGAAAUAUUUGUACUUUUUUUUUUCUAUGGAUCCACAAAGGUUUGUUUUUAUUUGCCUAUUUGUAGUGUUGAUUUUUUUUUUUUUUUUUUUUUUUUCAUGAAGUCAGAAUGGAGUCUUGCACUGAAAGCAUAUCCUACAUACAGGUGAGCAGCAGUAUUAUCAAAGAUCAAAUUGGAGUCUUAAGUGUUUUGGUGAGCCAGCCUACACUUGAGGGCCAUCUAGUGGCUGCACAUGCAAAGGCCUGGCCCCGUACUGAAGCUUUUUCAGGCUGUUGCUGUCACAGUGACUGGUCAGUUUUGUUUGACUCUUCUGUACGCUGGUCUUUUCUAAUAUUUAUCUAAUCUGUGAUAGGCCCAAGACAAUACUAAGGACCCUUCACUCAGGAAACUUUCAGAAAUGCCCACUAAUCAUUUAGGAACUUGGAUCUUUUUAAAUUAAGUCUAUCUAUAUUCUACUUUAACUCUGGACUUCUGCGUUUUUUAGUUUCCCCUUAAUCAUUUUACAUUCUGGUAUUGACAGAAUUUGCAGUCCAGCAGGGAGUAGAAGUCCAAGAAUACUGGCACAGCCGUCCAUUUAAAUUAUGAUCUCCUGUUUAAUGGCAUACAUGCUGUACAUUUUUACAUUUCUUUCUUGUCCAAUACAGACUCAGAUAGAGUGACUGAGAUCUGGAUGAAUUUUGACAAAAUGCAAGUUUGUGUCCAUUAAAGUAAUGGGAUGAGGUUGAGGUUGCAUGACCCCAAACACUGUAGCUGUUGAACCAACUGUUUUUGAUGAAUGCAAUGUUAUCUUGACAGUGUUGCAGCUCUUUGAGUUGAUUAAUUUUAUACUGAAAAAAAAAAAAAAAAAAAAAAGUACAAUAUGCAUGUUUGUCAUUUUCCCAAGAUUUGUUUUAAACAAAUGUUAGUGUAGCCUUUUUUUUAUGUUCUUAUGCAUUUACGUAGAUACACUAUGAUAACCUGUUUGCCAAAAUUGAUACAAGAAUUAUGUGAUAAACUGAACACUUCUUGUGGAACCGAACAUCUCUUUAUUUUUAAGGACAAAAGAUAAUUGGAAUUCCCAGGACACUUGUGAAAGCAGUUGAAUGUAUAUCUUUGUACAAAACUAUUUUAGUUCCAAGGAUACAGUAGUUACAAUAGAUGUGAAAGAUAAAAAUAACCUUUUUUUUUUUUUUUUUAUAAAUCUUUUGUAUUAGAACAUUAACAAUGGUAAUUUUGUAUAUAUAAGAGGCUAGGCUUUCUGAUUAGCAGAAAGGUCAAACAUUCCUACAUUUUUUUAAAUGUACGUUUGUCAAAUUAUUACAUAAACAUGCGCAAUGUUAUGUGCCUUUUAUUUGGGUUGUCUAAAUAAAAGAAAACUAUCAAAUGUG
Sphaeramia orbicularis (orbiculate cardinalfish) is the source of this 3599-nucleotide messenger RNA. Its product is annotated as vascular endothelial zinc finger 1-like. NCBI's taxonomy places the organism in Eukaryota, Metazoa, Chordata, Actinopteri, Kurtiformes, Apogonidae. Gene Ontology annotation, cellular component: nucleus. The transcript has 5 exons. The record is from RefSeq and is a predicted model, not a curated record. Gene Ontology annotation, biological process: regulation of gene expression. Bases 74 to 1456 code for a protein of 460 amino acids.